AUGGACCUCAUAGAGUCUCUUAGUGUCUGCUUGGCUGUUUUCAGCAUCCUCUUGCUGGUCUUGGCCACUACAGUAGUAGGACAGUUUCCAAAUGGCAGAGUUAAAUGCUGGCUGAGCAACCAGGUUCAGAUGAUAUGUGUCACAUUAGGUGUCCGAUGUCUGUGUGGUCUUGUUCAUUUCCACAACAGGGAAAACAGAACGCAGGAAGGAGGCAUCUGUGUAGCCAACCACACAUCUCCAUUAGAUGUUCUAAUCCUGGCCAGUGAUGGAUGCUAUUCCUUGGUUGGCCAAGCACACGGAGGGCUUUUGGGGCUUAUUCAAAAAUCUUGCAUGCAAACCAGUCACCAUGUUUUGUCUGAAUGCUCAGAAAUGAAAGACCGUCAUCUGGUGACGAAAAAAAUUAGAGAACACAUUGCAGAUAAGGCCAAAUUACCCAUUUUAAUUUUCCUGGAAGGUACCUGCAUAAACAACACAUCAGUAAUGAUGUUUGAGAAGGGAAGCUUUGAGGUAGGAGGGACCAUCCAUCCAGUAGCAAUCAAGUAUGACCCCUGCUUUGGAGAUGUGUUCUGGAACAGCACAAAGUAUUCCAUGAUGACCUAUAUUUUUAACAUGAUGACCAGCUGGGCUAUUGUCUGUAAUGUGUGGUACCUGCCACCAAUGGUCAAAGAGGAAGAGGAAGAUGCUGUUUACUUUGCCAACAGAGUCAAGGCUGUCAUUGCUGCUCGGGGAGGAAUGUCUGUGCUUCCUUGGGAUGGGGGACUGAAAAGGAAAAAGAUCAAAGAGUCUUUCAAGGAAGAGCAACAGAAUAAAUAUUGCCAGAUAGUAAUAGAAAGUGGAACUGUGGGAAAUGGAAAUGUUUGUUAAAUGGUAUUUAUUUUAUCUCAUUUUUCCAUGAUGUAUCUCCACCAGAAAAUGGGCUAUUUUUUAUACUAAACCCAACAUAUUUUCCUUCUGUCCCUGUAAGAUAUUUUGCAUAUGACACAGCAGGGAAACUAUAAAGAGAUAGUAUUUUUUAUUAAAUAAGGAUAUCAUUUUAUAAAUAGGAAGAUUUACAAUAUGCUAGUAAAAUUCUCUCUGAUGUUGAGUGAGAAGAAUCUGCAAUAAAAAUACUUAGGCUCAUUAAAGCACUGUUUUUUUAAAUCUUUGAGUUACCCUGAAGACUUAAAUGGUAACUUCUUAACUCAUAAUAAAACAAUUCUGUACUCCUAGCCUCUGUCAAUGACUUGGACUAGCAGUUUUCCUGUGAGCCACAGUCACUGUGUUGCUAUAGAGAUAGAUCUGAUGUCAGCAGACAUUAAGCAGUUCACCAAAAUACAUUUUCCAAAUUGCAAGUUGGAGAGGAAGUGCUGGAUGUCAGAGGGAAAGAGGCAGUUGCUGACUUUCCUCUCCAUGUCAGAAGACCAGGGAUGGCAACAUAGGAAGUUUUCCAGGGUCCCACGGACAGACAGCAGAACAGUGUCCAGGGCAGCACAUCCCUGAUGCCUGAGCAUGUGAUGCUGGGAUAAAUUAGUUACAGCCAAGGACAAUGUCAUAGAAAAACAUAUCAUAUUUUUAAAUUAUGUUGUGUCUUGUGAUUUUGCUAUAUCCCUUCCUGUGUCUGUUUGAAUGCGUUACACAAAUUAAAGAAAACCUAUGACACGA
Messenger RNA from Harpia harpyja (harpy eagle), 1641 nucleotides. Its product is annotated as glycerol-3-phosphate acyltransferase 3-like. Gene Ontology annotation, cellular component: endoplasmic reticulum. Gene Ontology annotation, biological process: triglyceride biosynthetic process. NCBI's taxonomy places the organism in Eukaryota, Metazoa, Chordata, Aves, Accipitriformes, Accipitridae. Bases 1 to 864 code for a protein of 287 amino acids. The record is from RefSeq and is a predicted model, not a curated record. The transcript has 10 exons. Gene Ontology annotation, molecular function: glycerol-3-phosphate O-acyltransferase activity.